UGCAAUCAGGAGUAACUACAGCUCGCACGGAGCCGCCUCCCUCAGUCUGCCCCAGACUCCGCACAGGCACACACUCCUCAGACAGGAAGGUGAGCGACUGCGGGUCAAGAUGACCGAGCGCUACGACUGCCACUACUGCAAGGAGUCCCUGUUUGGGAAGAAGUACGUCCUGAGAGAGGAGAAUCCCUACUGUGUGAAAUGUUACGAGAGCCUGUACUCCAACACUUGUGAGGAGUGCAAGAAACCCAUUGGCUGCAACACCAGGGAUCUGUCGUACAAGGACCGUCACUGGCACGAGGAGUGUUUCAUGUGCUUCCAGUGCAAGCGCUCGCUGGUGGACAAGCCCUUCUCCACCAAGGAUGAAAAGCUCCUGUGCACUGAGUGCUACUCCAAUGAGUACUCCUCCAAGUGCCACGCGUGCAAGAAAACCAUCAUGCCAGGCUCCAGGAAGAUGGAGCACAAGGGGAACAGCUGGCACGAGACCUGCUUCACCUGCCAGAGAUGCCAGCAGCCCAUCGGCACCAAGAGCUUCAUCCCUAAGGACAACCAUAACUUCUGUGUGCCCUGCUAUGAGAAGCAGUUUGCCAUGCAGUGUGUGCACUGCAAGAAGCCCAUCACCACCGGCGGGGUGACCUACCGUGAGCAGCCCUGGCACAAAGACUGCUUCCUGUGCACCAGCUGCAAGCAGCAGCUGUCUGGCCAGAGGUUUACCUCUAGAGAUGACUUCGCCUACUGUCUCAACUGCUUCUGCAACCUUUAUGCCAAGAAGUGCGCCUCCUGCACCACCCCAAUCAGCGGGCUCGGAGGCAGCAAGUACAUUUCUUUUGAGGAGCGCCAGUGGCACAACGACUGCUUCAACUGUAAGAAGUGCUCCGUGUCCCUGGUUGGCCGUGGCUUCCUCACCGAACGUGAUGACAUCCUGUGCCCAGAGUGCGGCAAGGACAUCUAAUUCAGUCCGAGGGACGACGGAUACACCAGAUUGGAAGACGGCGUCAUGAUACAGGAAUGACAAAGACACAAUAAAUACUAUCGAAGCACAGAGCAUAGCAUCCAUAGCAUCUUUACAGCCUAGCAUUACUACGAUUGUACAUUGUUGUACACCAUGAAUUACAAACUACUAACAGUGUUAUGUGAAUUUAGAAAGUUUAAGUUAAAUGCUCACUCUUUGAGAAAAAGUUAUCACUAAUAAAAUAACUGUUAAUGUAAAGAUCUUUACUUAUGAAUCAGCGACAUGUUUGCAGAUACACUGUAUGAAGCAUUAUGAAAUAAAUCUACAAUAUUAAUGUAGACGAUCUGCUUUGAAGUGUAAUAAUUACUGCUUUGUGCAUGGACAAGCUUGAUGCAAUAAUCAGUAGGUUUGUGAAUGAGUUCUGCUAUUACCAAUUAAAUAAAUAAAAAAUAUGACUUUGCUCUGAUGAUUGCUAACUGUGCUUGUGCGUGAAAUGACUUUAUUCAUACAAAAACAAAACAUAAAAAAUGUUUAUAUUGGCAACUUUUGAGUAGAAAAGUACACACAAACUUAAUACAAAAGCUACUGCGGAUUGGUGGAUCAAAGACUUCUUGAGAUUAAUUAAGAUUUCCAGUAGAUUAGGAGCACAGUAAGUACUAGAUAUGGUUCACAAAGCUGUCGACUUUACUAUUGUUAUCAAAAUCAACAAAACUGAUUCGUUGUAUUCAGACAAUUUAUUUAAAAAACUGUAGGUACAAACAUGAUACUGGAUUUCACAAUGGAUUCAAAACGCUUUGUGAAUCUUGUUCCUGUGUGUUUUUGAUGAACUCAACGUCCGUUUCAACGACAGUAGCUGCAAAUUUAUCCACAACUCCAAAUAAACAUACUUCAAAAAGACAAUAUUCCUGGUUUAGUCCAUAUUCCUUCCUCUUUUUAUGAAUUAUUAAAAGGUGAUAUUCCAAUACGUGUAUGCCGUUUAGUAGUGAAUUAUUACGAUGAUCCAGCUGUGUAUGAAAAUCACUUAGUCUGCGUGUUAUAUGCAACAUAUGUACAAUACUACACUAUUAUUUAAAAACCCUGAAGGACUUAUGAAACAGCACUCAGGUUUGAAUAAAGCCAAACGUCAGUGGAAUGGAGUUCAUUAAUGACAAGACUGACACCUACCACCAGUUCAAACACACACACACACCUUCUAAAAUGCUUUGUUCAGCAUCAUCUGUGGUUUGUUUCCUUUUAAAGGUACACCAUUUGGCCCUGAUCACACAGAGAGUGUUUUAGCAGCUGGAGGCUCCUUUUUGUAAUUGUUUUUAAUGAGAAUGAAGCUUUUUGCUCGCAGUUUUUAUGUUGCAAUGCGUCUCACGUAUCUGCGCUCUAGGCACCUGGUGUUUUUGCCGGAGCACUCUGAACUCUUCAAGUUGAAAAAACACCUCAGAGCGGAAAAACACCCCACAUCAUCUGGUUUCGUCAUGGUCACGAAAACAAGUUUCCAGUUGGUAAACAAUGGAGGAGAAACUGGUGGUAGCGGUUGCUGGUCAGAGCUAUACGGCCCAACGAUAGACAGCAGGUUGUCAAACUGCCCAGAGUCAUCCUAAAAUAUGUUUGGAAACGGCAUCAUGGAGGUGAAGCUCCUGGACCAACUGGUGGUACUCCCCAUGACCCACCCUCUUUUUUAGGGUCCCAUGUACCCACACAGAUCUCUGUUUCCCUGUGUCCAACAAAUUUUGCUGACAGCCUCUCACCCUCAACCAGAGCUACAGCAAGCACCCUCUGCCUCAACAUUUUAGGAACUAGAUACUAAUUAGUGGGGGGAAAACAGUAGAUUGGUUACACUGGAAGGUUAGUGUAAGGACGUGUUGGUACAGUCCCUGGCAACAAUAAAAAAGUGCAAGCGGUGCGCCUUGCGUUUUGCCACCUGCAAAAUACUCCCUGUGUGAUCAUGGCCAAAAACCUUCUUUCUGUUUUAGCACUGCCACAACAUGUUGACAAUGCCUCUUUGAUUUUGACACAAAUGCUAUUGAUUCUCAUAGUUGAGACUGUGACUAAUGGACAUUUCUAUCCGUCCAUUCAAGUCAUGGUACUACCAACAAAGUGCUACAGGGAUGAGUCCUAAAACCUGAAAAUCAGUUAGCAUUUUUUGCACCUCAGUUUCCCUCGUCUCAGAGUUUUUUGGUUGGAUGCCUGAAAUAAGGUCUGUGGUUCACAUGAGCGUAAGAGAUUUUUUUAAUGUUUUGUUCUAUUUUAAGUAAAUACCCCAGGUUGAAGGGGUCAUUAAAGGUAUACUCCAUCCAUCCAUUUUCAUCCGCUUAUCUGGGGCUGGGUCGUGGGAGCAGCAGGCCAAGUUAAGCACCCUCUCCCCAGCAAUGCUUUCCAGCUCCACCUGGGGGACCCCAAGAUGUUCCCAGGCCAGAUGAGAUAUGUAAUCCCUCCAGCGUGUUCUGGGUCUGCCCCGGGGCCUCCUACCAGUGGGACGUGCUCAGAACACCUCUAACAGGAGUCACCCAGGAGGAUCCUGAUCAGAUGCCUGAACCACCUCAACUGGCCUCUUUUGAUGUGAAGGAGCAGCGACUCUACUCUGAGCUCCCUCUGGAUGUCUGCGCUCCUUACCCUAUCUCUAAGGCUGAGCCCAGCCACCCCACUAGGCCUGUCACGAUAACAAAUUUUGCUGGGCGAUUAAUUGCGUCAGAAAUUAUUGCGAUAAGCGAUAAUAUUGCGUAAUAUUGUGCUUUUAAGACCAUUUUUAUUAUUGUUGUAAUUUUGCUGUUUUUAGACCAUUUUUUAAACUUAUAUAAUGAUAAUAAAGGCAUAUAGAUGCAAGUUCACCCUUUUAAAGAGAAACAAACAUUUAUUUAACAAGAAUAUUUAGGAAUGCAAAAAAUAAAAUUUAAAUAUCUGAAAUAACACGUAAAAAUAUUGAAAUAAAUGCAAAAAAAUAGACUGUCAGUCUCUCACUCUCAGGUGUGCAGUUAAGUUGGUCAUAUUCGCUCUUUUUGUUGAGAUGGUUUUAGAACAAACCCGGCACACCGGCUCGCCCAAAUUACUGGGCUCCCCUCUGUCAUUUGGUUUAAAUCCAAACCACUCCCACACAGGGGCCGUGGCAUUUGGUUUAGAAACAAGUUUCAUGUCUUUCUCUUACGCUCAACUCUCCGUUUUCUUCUCCGCCUCGUCUCCCCCUCAUGAAGAUUGCACUGUGUCUGUGUGUGUGUGUGUGUGUGUGUGUGUGUGUGUGUGUGUGUGUGUGUGUGUGUGUGUGUGUGGCCCACAGCCCCGCCUCCCCCACAGAGACAAAGACACUCGAUGACAAGAGCUUUCCCUCCGUUCAUUACGCUAAUGAACCAACUCACCUGGCUGCCAGACGAUGCACGGCAGUGAACGCUCUUGUCAUCCAGUCUCUUUGGUGGAGAGAGACGAGGAAAACAAACAUGCAUGAGUACGGCAAUUAAUCGCGGCCGGAAAAGUUACCGUCUCCCUUUUAAUUUACCAUGCAAUUAACCAACUUCUUGCAUAUCGUGACAGGCCUACACCCCAUGGAAGAAACUAAUUUCAGCCGCUUGUAUCUGCGACCCCAUUCUUUUGGUCACUAUCCAGAGCUCAUGACCAUAGGUGAGGGCUGGGACAUAGAUGGACCAGUAAAUCGAAAGCUUCGCCUUCUGGCUCAGCUCCCUCUUCGCCACAACAAUCCGGCACAGUGCCUGCAUCACUGCAGACACCACGCCAAAACGCUGAUCCAUCUCAGGAUCCAUUCUACCCUCACUCAUGAACAACAUAAACUUUUGUUUACCACAGAGAUUACUUUCUGCAAUAAUCCAA
Molecule: messenger RNA, 4756 nt
Organism: Epinephelus moara (kelp grouper)
Lineage: Eukaryota; Metazoa; Chordata; Actinopteri; Perciformes; Serranidae
Product: four and a half LIM domains protein 2
Exons: 6
Coding region: 110-949 (279 amino acids)
Cellular component (GO): nucleus; Z disc
Molecular function (GO): transcription coregulator activity
Source: RefSeq, a predicted model, not a curated record